Cydia amplana is the source of this 2700-nucleotide messenger RNA. Its product is annotated as transmembrane channel-like protein 7. The record is from RefSeq and is a predicted model, not a curated record. NCBI's taxonomy places the organism in Eukaryota, Metazoa, Arthropoda, Insecta, Lepidoptera, Tortricidae. Gene Ontology annotation, cellular component: plasma membrane. The transcript has 5 exons. Gene Ontology annotation, molecular function: mechanosensitive monoatomic ion channel activity. The coding region runs from base 297 to 2690 and encodes 797 amino acids.
UUGUCGUUUUUCACAGAGUUCCGAUAGCUGCGGAUAUUAAAUCGGAAUCUCUUAUUACCUAUCUCCUCAAUAGGCUUAUCUCCGUUUGAAAAAUGCUCAAUUUGAAACAAGGAUUUAAAAAAUGCUGAAACAAGUUUUACAGUAGUUUCAUUCAUCAUGUUCCUAAAUAAAAGUGAUCGAUAAUAUUUUUCUUUUCAAAGAACAAAAAGUGUAGCGAAUCAAUUAUGAUUACAAUGAUUACUAAUUUACAUGCGCUUGAAUAGUGUGUGCAAUUGAGAGCAUAAAAUGACGUAACCAUGUCAGGCGGCAACUCAUCAAAGGGCAAGUCCCACGCCCGCCACUCCGGCUGGGAGGAGGCGGGGGGAGAGUUCUACCAAGAGUUAUACCCGGGGGCCGAGCAAGAACUCUUCGAUAACCUUCAACGAGCCGAUGCUAACAAGCUAGCGACGCUAUUGCCAUCGAAACAAGCGAGAACUACGACAGUGAAACGCGUAAGGUCUCAAAAUGAACGAAGACAAUCCACGUACGCGCGCACCACGCAGAGCCGAGACAUACAUUUGUCUAUGUUGCCAGACCUAUCAGAGAACCUGUCAAACGAGGAACGAACAUGGGAGGAGAUUAUGCAGAUCAAGGCCAUGCCGGUGCCCAUGAGCCAAAAGAGGGACCUCAAGGCCAGGCUACAGAAUGCUACAAAACUCCGUCUCGUGGGUUUCGAGCAGCUCCAAUGGCGUCAAAGAAAAGUGUGGCAUCGCUUCCGCAUCCGGUUCACAGAAGUCAUGGGCAAACUAGAACUAUGGCAGUCCCCCAUGCGAGAAAUAGAGGGCAGCUUCGGCACCGGUGUAGUAUCAUACUUCCUAUUCCUACGCUGGCUACUAUUCCUAAACCUAGUAAUAUCACUACUAGUAGUCACCUUCCUAAUAUUACCAAAGACUUUACUAGUCGAGGACCCUCAAGAAUGUAAUGAGAACCUGCCUAACUCUACUGAAUGUUGCUCCGAAGCGUAUUUGGAAAAGAAUUUAACUGACAGUAAUAUCUUUUUCGACGUAAUACAAGGCACUGGUUGGAUGGAAAGGACUAUCUUGUUCUACGGUGUGUAUAGCAACCAAAUAUAUACGUACUUCUUAGAGGGUUUGCUGAAUUCACAAAUGUAUUAUAACAUGCCAUUGGCUUAUAUAUUAGUACCUAUAUCUUGGGCGCUAUUAUCUUUGAUAGCUAUAGUCAAAACUGGAGCGAAAGGAUUCAAAGAAAGGUUAGUAGAAAGCGAAGGACAAUUCUAUAUGUAUUGCAAUCUUGUUUUUGGUGGAUGGGACUUCUGUAUACAUAAUGAUAAAUCGGCGAAAAUAAAACAUAAGGCGAUAUAUAACGAGGUCAAAGGAUGUCUUGAACAGGAGAGAUUUAAAGAAGAAAAACAGCUUCGAAGCAGAGAGACUCAGAUAUUAUUGCAUUUAAAACGAAUUCUCAUCAAUUUGAUCGUUUUUGCCAUAUUAUUAGCCUCAGGCAUACUUAUCUAUCUAACAUUUAACUAUACUAUAGAUAAACUCGGAGAGUUAUUAAGCGACGCGAAUUUGCCAUCGAAUUUCGAAUCCGCUAACGCAACACAAGCGCAACCUAUAACCUUAAGGCUAUUCAGAGAAGGAUCAUAUUCCUUUAGCCAGCUGCAAACCACCUUACUAGAGUUCCUUCCAUACAUUUGCAUCGUCGCUUUGAACAUUAUUGUACCAGAAUUAUUCAGCUAUUUGAUUAAAUUUGAAGAUUAUACUCCGGAUAGCGUUAUAAUAGUGAUGUUGCUCAGGACAGUUCUGCUCAGACUAUCUUCAUUAGGCGUCCUUUUAAGCCAGAUAUAUCACAGAAUCACAGGGAAUCAUGGUGGAGUAUGUGCAUAUAACAACGAUAAUUCUCUUGCCUUAGAAUGCUGGGAGACAUACGUCGGCCAACAAUUAUACAAACUGAUACUUACAGAUUUCGCGUUGCAAUUCUUUACAACAUUCUUCAUCAAUUUACCUAGAGCUUUGAUAGCGCGGCAUACUGUUAGUCGGUGCUUUAAAAUGAUUGGCGAACAAGAUUUCUAUUUGCCUAAACAUGUCUUAGACAUAGUUUACACGCAAACUAUCAUCUGGAUGGGUACUUUCUUCUGUCCAUUUCUACCUAUAAUCGGGACUGUGUUUUAUUUUAUAAUAUUUUACGUGAAAAAAUUCACUUGCUUGGUAAAUUGCACGCCUUCACCGGUUGUGUAUAAAGCGUCCAAAUCUAAAAGUCUGUUCAUGUCAGUGUUGCUACUAGGUUUCGUUGUUUCUAUCGUACCUGUAGCUUAUUCUAUCGCUGAAAUAUAUCCUUCAGUUAACUGUGGGCCUUAUAGAGGUUUAACAACUGUGUGGUCAUUCGCUGUAAGCACUUUUAUAAAUCUACCGCCCGCUGUAAGAGAAGUCGUUUUCUUCAUAGGAACGUCAACUUUCGCUAUCCCAGCCUUCGCUGUAAUGCUUUUCGCUUUGUACUACUAUUGGGCUGUAGCGGCAGCUAAUAGGCACAUGGUGGUAGUACUGAAGAAUCAACUAGUCCUCGAAGGACAUGAUAAGCAAUUCUUGCUGAACAGAUUGAGCGCUUUCAUUAGACAGCAUCAGAAGAGGUGUGAGAGGAGGAAUAGAGCUAGUUUUGCGGACGAUGAUUCGUCUAUUAGGCAGAGCUCUAGGUAGUCUGGUUUUU